Messenger RNA from Apis florea (little honeybee), 1484 nucleotides. RefSeq names its product translocating chain-associated membrane protein 1 (gene TRAM). Gene Ontology annotation, biological process: protein insertion into ER membrane; SRP-dependent cotranslational protein targeting to membrane, translocation. The record is from RefSeq and is a predicted model, not a curated record. NCBI's taxonomy places the organism in Eukaryota, Metazoa, Arthropoda, Insecta, Hymenoptera, Apidae. Gene Ontology annotation, cellular component: endoplasmic reticulum membrane.
CGAUAUUAUUUUGAUUUACGUAGUGCCAACAAAUGAAGACCGAAAGCGCCACAUUGUUCGAUGUUGGCUUAUGUUUAAUGUAUUGCUUUUCAACAGGUAUGUAUAUGUGUAGGUUAUUGGCAAUUGAGUACAUGCUACAUAUUUAAUUAUUUGACGGCAGUGCUGUGACUCGUUAUUAUAUAGAAAUAUUGACAGUGUGUAACCAGAAAAAAGUUUAUAUUGCAAAAGAUGGUUGCAAUAAAAGGUCGCAAAAAUUCAAAUAAAAAUCCUCCUAUAUUCAGUCAUGAAUUCAUUAUUCAAAAUCAUGGAGAUAUUGUUUCUUGCGUGGCUAUGAUUUUCGUAACGGGUCUAAUGAUACAGGCAACAUCACCAUGGGCAUAUACAUUUAUUGCUAUUCAUCACAAUAUAACUUCAGAUGUUGAAGAUCCAACUAUGCCAAUGAAAUAUACUACUGGUUGGAAAGAUGCAUGUGCUGUCUUUUUUUCCUUUUUAAUAACCAUUGUAAUGCAUGCUGUAUUUCAAGAUUAUAUCUUUGAUAAAGUUUCAAAGCGUUUACAUCUUAGCAAAGUAAAACUUGCUAAAUUUAAUGAAUCCAGUCAACUUGUCUUAUUUUAUAUAUUAUCUGUUAUAUGGGGUAUAGACAUAAUUAUCAGAGAAAACUUGUUAUUAAAUAUUAUUUCAUUAUGGAAGGAAUAUCCAAUACCAUUAUCUUUUUCCUCAAAAUUGUUCUUUAUUGGACAACUUGCUUAUUGGUUGCACUGUUAUCCUGAAUUAUACUUUCAAAGAGUGAAGAAGGAAGAUAUACCACCUCGAAUUGUACAAGCAACUAUUGGAUUCCUUUCCAUUCUUGCAGCUUAUAUCUUUAAUUUCCAGCAAGUAGGUAUCUUACUAUUAGUUCCACAUUAUAUAGGAGAUGCUAUGCUUCACGGAGCUAGGCUUAUUCAUUUUGUGGGCAAAAAAGAAAAGAUAACAAAAAUGGCAUUUCUUGUUGCAAAUUCAACAUACAUUUUUGUACGCGUCGCAACACUAACUAUUGCAAUGUUAGUGUUUCUUUAUGGUUUAGGUCAAAUGGAAAGUGUAUUUGAUUAUGCUGUUGGAAAUUUUAAUAUUCCCAUUAUACGAUUCACAGCUUUAAGCUAUAUUGUUAUUUUCCAAAUUUAUUUAUCUUAUAUAUUUAUUUCGAAACAACUUAAGCGCGCUCGAGAAAAUGUAGUUCCUGUACAAACAACAGUGAAAUCAAAACAAAAAUCAAAGAAAAAAGAAGGAAAAAAAUCUAUGAUGUCUGAAGAUGAUGAUUUACCAGAAGUUGAUCAAGCAACUAAAAAAAAUCUUAGAUCUCGUUCAUCUGCAAAAGUAAAAUAAAUAUUCAAUAAAGUAAGAGAUUUAUUUAAGGCUGAUUACAAGUACCUAUUUCAUUUAUCUAUGUAUUAUAAAUAGGAUUUCUGAUAUGAAUAUUUAUGAAAAUUGUUAUUAUUUUAAUAUUA